Brachypodium distachyon (stiff brome) is the source of this 1271-nucleotide messenger RNA. RefSeq names its product putative L-ascorbate peroxidase 6. The coding region runs from base 154 to 1143 and encodes 329 amino acids. Gene Ontology annotation, biological process: response to reactive oxygen species; hydrogen peroxide catabolic process; cellular response to oxidative stress. NCBI's taxonomy places the organism in Eukaryota, Viridiplantae, Streptophyta, Magnoliopsida, Poales, Poaceae. Gene Ontology annotation, molecular function: peroxidase activity; heme binding. The record is from RefSeq and is a predicted model, not a curated record. The transcript is spliced from 11 exons.
AAGUGCCUCUUGGGGACCAUCAGCUGGGAACCACACAAGGGCAUGGAUAGCAAGGUACAGAUUGGCUGACUAGUGAGUUGUGUCUUUUUUCCUAUUUCGUUUCAGUGCAGUAGAAGCCAUUACUGCAUUCAAACAAGGCAAGUAGGAAGAAGGAUGGAGCUCACCAACAUCCCCCAUCUCGCCUCCUCCUCCAACUUCUUCUUCUCCAGCUGCAGUCGCUGUUCCUGCAGGGGCAGAAGAACCGAGAAGGCGGUGAUAGCAGUGUCUGUUGCUGGAAUUAGGUGCGGUGCUGAUUCUGCAUGUUCAGAAAUCACUGAGCAGCAAAAUCUAGAUUCCCUUCCAGGUUCUAAAAAUUCCCGCUGUUACAGAAGGAGAGACUUUGCUGCUGCUGCUCUGAUCCCUUUUCUACUUCCUCGUGUUGAUAUGGCAAGUGCGGCUGAGUCAUAUGAUGCAUCAAUUAUUCAAAAUGGUGCGAGGAAUGUUUUAUCCAAGGUCAAAGCUGCUGGCGUGCUUCGUUUGGUUUUCCAUGAUGCAGGGACUUUUGAUGUUGCUGAAAAAUCAGGUGGCAUGAAUGGCUCUAUAAUUUAUGAAGUUGACAGACCUGAAAAUGCUGGACUAAGUAAAUCUUUAAAGAUACUGCAAAAAGCAAAAGAAGGAAUCGAUCAAAUUCAGAAAGUAUCAUGGGCAGACUUGAUUGCGGUGGCUGGUGCCGAGGCAGUUGCACUCUGUGGAGGGCCUGAAAUUCCAGUAAGACUAGGCCGAUUAGAUUCCAGCAUUGCUGAUCCUGUUGGCAAACUUCCUGAAGAAACAUUGGAUGCUGUUGCCUUGAAAACAUCAUUCAGAAACAAGGGUUUUUCAACACAGGAGAUGGUCGUUUUAUCUGGAGCACACACAAUUGGAGGUAAAGGAUUCGGGAAUCCAAAUGUUUUUGACAACUCCUAUUUCAAAGUACUCCUUGAGAAGCCACGGCCCACUUCAUCCGGCAUGCCGAUAGGGCUGCCCACAGAUUGGGCACUCACUGAAGACGAUGAGUGCUUAAGAUGGAUCAAUAUAUAUGCAGAGGACCAGGCUAAAUUUUUCGCCGAUUUCCAAGAUGCAUACACCAAGCUUGUAAAUAGCGGAGCCUCCUGGAGAACAGCUUAAUCAGAUUUACCAUGUUUGUAUAAGAUUCGGUCAAAAAAAAUUGUCCACACCUUGGUGUUUGCGCAUUAUUUACUGAUGAAGUGGCUCGUUUGGUAAUGGGAACUUAUAUGAAUCUUCAGAAAACAGAA